Molecule: messenger RNA, 1116 nt
Organism: Mustela lutreola (European mink)
Lineage: Eukaryota; Metazoa; Chordata; Mammalia; Carnivora; Mustelidae
Product: ligand of Numb protein X 2-like
Exons: 8
Coding region: 1-969 (322 amino acids)
Molecular function (GO): ubiquitin-protein transferase activity; protein binding
Source: RefSeq, a predicted model, not a curated record
AUGUCCACGGGGUUCUCCUUCGGGACCGGCACGCUGGGCUCCACCACCGUAGCCCCCGGCGGGACCGGCGCAGGCGGCGGUUUCUCCUUCGGGACGGGGCAUCUAGGUGGUUUUGGAACCGGGCUCUUUGGAACGAAACCUACCACUGGGUUCACUCUGGGAGGAACAAAUACAGGGAUUGUCAUUGGUGUCAGACCUAAAAAAUGGAAUAGCAGCAACUAUAACUACAGGAUUAACUCUGGGGAUAGUAAAGCACUGAAGGAUGAAAAUCUCCCUCCUGUCAUCUGCCAGGAUGUUGAAAACCUCCAAUGUCCUGGAGCUUCUCAUCGGAGACUUGCCCUAGAAAGGAGGAAAACUGAUAAAGCUCAGACAGAGAUUGAGAAUGAAAAUGGAACCACUGUAAUAGAUCUUCCAGGUACUUUAUCCCUCGAAACGGACUGUUCAGGGACAGGCAUAUCACCUGCUGAGUGCAGCUUGAUAUCAGCGUCUCUGCCCCCAUGGCCCGAGGAGCCUGGCCUGGACAACCCCGCCUUGGAGGAGAACACGGCCACAGACACUAUGCAACAGCCGGUUAGUUUUCCAGAAGGCAAAAUUACUACAAUUGAAAUUCACCGGUCUGAUCCUUAUAUUCAGCUAGGAAUUAGGAUUGUGGGCGGAGGUUUAGCGCCACUGAACAACAGAUACAUUGUUAUCCAGGAAGUCUGUCGGGAUGGGGUGUUCACCAAAGAUGGAAGACUUCUUGCUGGAGACCCAAUUCUUCAGGCUAGUGGCGACAGGGUGGAUUUAACAAUUGCUAGGCCGGGGAAAUCCCAGCCUGGUAACCCUGUCCAGGACACAGGAGCUCAGGGUAGCAGCCAGCACCAUGCACAGCCGCUGUACCACAACAGACCCAGCUCACACAAGAUGAGGCCUCGAGUUUGCAUGUUUUCAUUCAUCUGCCCUCAGGGAAUCCUUGUGACAAACUGGUAAGAUUUAAAUGAGGGCUGUUACUCUGUUGGAAAAGGUGAACACAAGGUGUUUGGGGGUGUGGAAUGUGUGUUUGGCUACCUUGAGAGUCCCUGUACAGUCUGUUCCUCAGCCAGUAGGGGUGGUUUCUUAGUAAGAAGGUCCCUCUGC